Molecule: messenger RNA, 835 nt
Organism: Daphnia magna
Lineage: Eukaryota; Metazoa; Arthropoda; Branchiopoda; Diplostraca; Daphniidae
Exons: 4
Coding region: 1-696 (231 amino acids)
Source: RefSeq, a predicted model, not a curated record
AUGAAAAUUUUCCCAGAAAAUAUGGAAAUGAAGAUGGCAAAUGAUAUGUGUGUCCAUCGAAUCUGCAUUGUUUGGAUUUGCAACCGUGGUAAAAGGUUCCUAGUUCUUUCUGUAUAUGAAGAACAUCAUCACAAUUCCCAUCACGUCGCAUGCGGUCACUGUACCUUCGUGAAAAUUUAUAUAUUUUUUUCUGCUAAUAUGCGUGCCAAUUCAGGACCAAUUUCAGUGGAGCAAGAUUGCAAUGGGGAUAACGGAGCCGUUCUUAAGCAGUUGCUACUCACAGGUAAGGGAGAUGUACGAAAAGAUCAUUCGAAUAUAAAAAGCUACUACCAGACUUCACUGGCUAACCAAACAUCUUCUUCAAUCCAAUCAUCAGCAAAUCAGUUGUGUAUCCCUUUGAUGAAGUCUAAACAAAUACCAGAACUUAGUCUGCAACGAGAAUCGUUGGGUGUUCAUGCUGCACAUCCAAGUCAUCAUAUCUGGGUGAGGGAGGCAGACCGCUGGAGCCCUCCUGUCCUUACUGCUCCAUCAGACGGAAGAGUAUAUUCACCCCCGUCAACUCCUGUCGCACAUAUUGAGCCCUACGUUGAGCCUCAAGUGAUGUACAAUCCUUAUUUCUUAUGGCAGCUUUAUUCUUAUAAGCAAUCUUGCAAUAACAACUACUAUUCUUUAUCUCAGUAUCAGAAAAUUUGUUGACUCAGGCAACUGAUGUCGUGACUAUUUAAGUUUAUAAAAAACAAAACAUGUAUUGAUAAUGCUCAAAAUCAAAUUAAAUGUAAGUAUGUUGCUUUGCUAACAUCCAUUAGGAAUUACACUUGUAAUUGUUCUGCUAUUA